UUUGCGCACUCCCAUGGCGGAGCGGGAGGAUGUCGGUGGUGCUGGGGCUGUUGUCGAACACGCUGAACAGGGUGCUGUUGUACUCCGGGCUGCGUAGGGGCUGCCAUGCCCCCCGGAAGCAGGCCAUGGAGCAGGACAAGGCGCUCGAGGUUUACGAUAUAAUCCGCACCAUCCGGGACCCAGAGAAGCCCAACACUUUAGAAGAACUGGAAGUGGUAACAGAAAGCUGUGUGGAAGUGCAGGAGAUAGGUGAAGAUGAGUAUCUGGUGAUCAUCAGGUUUACACCAACAGUACCUCAUUGCUCUUUGGCCACUCUCAUUGGCCUUUGUUUAAGAAUAAAGCUUCAGAGAUGUUUGCCUUUCAGACAUAAGCUGGAAAUCUACAUAUCUGAGGGUACACAUUCCACUGAAGAGGACAUCAACAAGCAAAUCAACGACAAGGAGAGGGUAGCAGCUGCCAUGGAGAACCCAAACCUGCGUGAAAUCGUGGAGCAGUGUGUCACAGAGCCUGACUAGCAGCCCUGAUCCUCACAGAGUUACC
Indicator indicator is the source of this 540-nucleotide messenger RNA. RefSeq names its product cytosolic iron-sulfur assembly component 2A (gene CIAO2A). The record is from RefSeq and is a predicted model, not a curated record. NCBI's taxonomy places the organism in Eukaryota, Metazoa, Chordata, Aves, Piciformes, Indicatoridae. The transcript has 5 exons. The coding region runs from base 30 to 515 and encodes 161 amino acids.